This is a messenger RNA of Carassius auratus (goldfish), 1966 nucleotides long. RefSeq names its product inositol polyphosphate multikinase-like. The coding region runs from base 228 to 1313 and encodes 361 amino acids. Gene Ontology annotation, molecular function: inositol tetrakisphosphate kinase activity; inositol-1,4,5-trisphosphate 3-kinase activity. The transcript has 6 exons. Gene Ontology annotation, biological process: inositol phosphate biosynthetic process. The record is from RefSeq and is a predicted model, not a curated record. Lineage: Eukaryota; Metazoa; Chordata; Actinopteri; Cypriniformes; Cyprinidae. Gene Ontology annotation, cellular component: nucleus; cytoplasm.
AUCCCCGAACCACGCGUCGCGCUCUAGUGUAGAUUUAAACUACGGACACAUAUGCGAGUAAAUGAACAAAACAUUCGAGGCUCCAGAAGCGCAGCUGCUCAGAAGAAAGAGACAUUUCGAGUUUUAAUGAACACGUUUAUGUUCUUUUAGAAUAACUGUCAGAUAUGGAAAAUGAUUAACAGAAGUUUUGCCAGCUUCCGUCAAACUUGGAUAAGUUGAAGUUGAACAUGUCUGCAGAUGGUCAGAUCAUGGACUCAUCAUCUCGAACGCUGGAAAAACUGGAAAAUAAAAAUAAUAAGAACGGGUCAGUAAAGCAGGUGGAUGGAUGCGUGCCCUUUUCUCAUCAAGUGGCUGGACAUAAAUGCGGAAUCAAUAACACUGGUGUUCUGCAGCAUCCUGAUGGAACGAUCCUGAAACAGCUACAAGCUCCUCCGAGAGGCCCGCGAGAGAUGAACUUCUACACACAGGUAUUUGCUAAGGACUGUACAGAUAAAAGGCUAUUGGAUUUGCAACAACAUCUUCCCAAGUUUUAUGGCACAUGGAUGCCACGAGAGUCACAUGAGCUGUAUCUGAAACUGGAGGAUGUUACGCGGAGGUUCUUACGACCCUGCAUCAUGGAUGUGAAGAUCGGGAGGAGAAGUUAUGACCCGUUUGCAUCAAAAGAAAAACGUGAAGAGCAGAUUAGCAAGUAUCCUCUGAUGGAAGAGAUCGGGUUCCUGUUAUUGGGCAUGAGGGUGUACCAGAUCCACUCAGACAGUUACAUCACUCAUGACCAGUUCUAUGGGCGCAGUCUCAGAAAGGACACUUUAAAAAAUGGCCUGAGCAGAUUCUUCCACAAUGGUCAAGAACUACAGAGGCAUGCAGUUUCUCUCAUCAUCUCCAAAGUCCGCCGCAUUCUCCGCUGGUUUGAGAGCCAGACCCAGCUGCAUUUCUACGCCAGCUCUCUGCUGCUGGUGUAUGAGGGCUCUCCUCACACAAUCAAUACAUCCAAACACAAGCCAGCUGAUCCAGCAACAGGACAUCAGCAGGGGGAGCCACAGAGCAAGGCUUUGAGCUUUCAGAGCAGUUUAACACACAGUCAUCCGUACUGCCACAACAUUGAGGGGAACACCAACGGAAAACAUGGAGCAAGUGAAGAAAAGAAAGCAAAGGAAAUUGGAAUGGGGGAUAAGAAGCAGUUUGGACAGGAGGAGGCAGUGGAGGUGAAGAUGAUCGAUUUUGCUCAUGUAUUUCAAAGCGACAGUCCGGAUGAGAGCUACAUGUACGGACUCAGGAACCUUCUCUCAACUUUAGAACAAAUACUGAAGGACUGACAUCUGUCCAUCUCUCUCUUCACUGGUUGGAUGUUUCUGACCGUUGUUUUAAAGCCAGUGCAGAUCAUUUCACACACAUACACAAACAUUGCCAAUGCCUUAAUUUGGACGAUAGUUUUGUAAUAUAUUUAUAGGGAUAAUUUUCUUAAUCUUUUGAGAUAAAAGGGUUCAUUGUAUUAUGAAAACAUACUGUAACUUUCAUAACUUAAGACUCUGGAUAAGAAAGGCUGUCACUGUUUGCUGUCAACAACUAAACAUUUACUAAAAAUAGGUACUGUAGAACUCAGGGAAAAAUAAUCUUAAAUUAUGAUAUGAUAAAGCAGUUCAUCUGUGCUGUCAAGACACGUACAAUGUAAGUUACUGAUGUCACAUAAUGACUCCACUUCUGAUGCAACUAUUGAUGUUUUUAUUCAAAAAAAUGCGCUUUGAUUCCAAAGUAAAUUAUUGUUAGAUUUAUUUUUAACAUUUAUAUUUACCUUAUCACUGUCAAAAAUGUCCACAUUGGUGUGAAUUUUAGAAAAGUAAUGUAUUUUAUUUGUAUGAAUAUUUAAAAAUAAAUUUGGCUGAUUUAAAUCUGUAAAAACAAUGCAUUCAAAUUAUAUUAUAUUGAAUUACAUUAGUAAAUUUAUUUAAGAACUGUAAUUGUCUGAAAA